AUGUCGGAUUUUAAUAAAUUUAAAAAAAGUGAUUUAAGUAAUGUUUUAAAGAAAGUUGGAAUUCGUACAACUGCAAAAGAUAAUAAAAAAGUAUUAAUUGAAAAAUUAGAUCAAUAUAUUACAUCAAAUCCUUCUUUAAAAUCAAAUGUUUUAAAAUAUUUGAAUGAUGCUGGAUUAGUUUCUGGACCAGUUGAUGAAGAAGAAAUUACAGUUGUUGAAGGAGUAGCAGAUGAAGAUGAAGAUGAUGAUGAAGAAGAUGAUAGUGAUGAAGAUGAUGAUGAUGACGAAGAAGAAGAAUUAAUUAUUGAAGAAGAAUUAGUUGAAGAAGAUGAAGAUGAAGAUAAAGAUUAUCAAGCACCACCACCAUUAAAUUUAAAAGAAUAUAUUUUGGAUCCAAUUAUUGCUAAAAGUGAAGAUGCAAUUGAUAAAUUUUAUGAAUUUACUGAUUCUGUUGGUAUAACAUAUUUAGAAACAAGUGAAAAAUUAAGAGAUCAAUUAAGUUCAACUGUAACAUUAAAUUUUUUAGAAUUAAUUUUAGAAUUUUCAAUUUUUUUAUAUAAUUUUACAACAAUUGUUCCAUUAAAUAAAAAUAAAUUAAUUCAUCAAUUUUUUCAUGAUAAUUUACCAUAUUUAUCAGAAUCAACUUUCCCAUCAGUUGAAUUAACUGGAUUAUUUGAAUAUAAAUCUUUAAUUACUGGAUUAUUUUGGAUAAUUUCUGCAAUAAUUUUACCAUCAAUUAUAUCAUAUUUUAUAAAUUUUACUUCAAGAGUUAUUGAAAUUGAAGAUGAUGAAUAUUUAUUUAGAAUUUAUUCUUUUGAUCCUUUUAUUUUUGCUAUUGCUAAAAUUUUAGUUUAUUAUUUUAUUGGUAACAGUGUAUUGAUUGAAUUUGCAACUUAUAAUAGUUGGGUUUCUGGUAUUAUAAAUAAUUUAUUGAUUAAUUUAGGAUUGUAUCAUACUUUUGCUUCAACUUUAGGUACUUUACCUUAUGUUUUAGGUGGAGUAAAUGUAUUAAUUGCUUUAUAUUCACAAUUUGAAGAAUAUUAA
Messenger RNA from Lodderomyces jiufengensis, 1044 nucleotides. RefSeq lists its product as uncharacterized. The record is from RefSeq and is a predicted model, not a curated record. Bases 1 to 1044 code for a protein of 347 amino acids. NCBI's taxonomy places the organism in Eukaryota, Fungi, Ascomycota, Pichiomycetes, Serinales, Debaryomycetaceae. Gene Ontology annotation, cellular component: membrane. The transcript has a single exon.